Messenger RNA from Aspergillus caelatus, 844 nucleotides. RefSeq lists its product as uncharacterized. NCBI's taxonomy places the organism in Eukaryota, Fungi, Ascomycota, Eurotiomycetes, Eurotiales, Aspergillaceae. Bases 10 to 228 code for a protein of 72 amino acids. The transcript has a single exon. The record is from RefSeq and is a predicted model, not a curated record.
GCAGAUUUAAUGGUGGGAUAUAAAUUCGUCUGGCACUGGCGUCAUUCUUUCUUUCUUUCUUGGUCGAGUUUAGUAUUUGGGAAUUCGCCAUCAUCGCCAUUCUUCUUCUUACAACCCGAAGCAAUGAGGGAUGUUCGCCUGUGGCAGACGUUAUCUAUCGACCGGUCCGAUUUUCUUCUCUCUCUACUCCGUAUCUAUCUCUCUCCUUUUACCCUUCUUCUGGGUUAAUGUCCAUUGCCAGGUCAAACAUCCCACUCGGUCCGAAUGGACUGAUUGGUUUUAGUGUGUGGGGAAUUUCAAAAAAGUCAGACACGCAAGUUCAGCAUUUUUUUUUUCCAGCCUCAAUCCACCCAGUAUAUUCCCUCGGCGAUGUUUGUGACCUGUAUAACCCUAUCAAACGGAUCACGGUCAUGCCCAAUUCCACAUGAGUGAUCAGAUCACCGAGUUGUGGGAGGAGGUUAUUUGGGCGCAUGCGCGCAAGUGUGUGUCUCUUUGGGGAAUGCGGUCGAAUCCCUCUUCCCUAUUGGGAAAGACACCAGCAUCUCCACUCUUUUCACCAAAUGCACGCUGAAAUCAUAGGACCACAACUGACGUAGUGGUGGGAAAUCCUAUCAACUAAACGUAAAAUGUCGAUCCCAUGGUCAACUCCUACUGCCCGUCUGACUAAUAAACCCCUUUUACAUCAUUUCCAGACCCGACGAACCAAAGCUGUUACAAGAUUGGUGGUGCACGUGGGAAGUUACUUCUUUCUGGAUGAUAUCUAUCGUUGGGCUCCAUCUCCGAAAGUGAGCGUGACGAAAAGAGUGCGAGCGGAAAAAGAAGGAAGAAGAAGAAAAAAAAAAAA